Fraxinus pennsylvanica is the source of this 1356-nucleotide messenger RNA. Lineage: Eukaryota; Viridiplantae; Streptophyta; Magnoliopsida; Lamiales; Oleaceae. The record is from the annotation of a GenBank genome assembly.
AUGGUUAAAUCCCAGGAUCAUUGGUGUCUCAACAAUGGUAACUACACAAGUAAUAGCACGUACAAGGCAAAUCUCGAUACCCUCCUCUACUCUAUCACUUCUUUAAUUGAUGGCAAUGGAUUUUACAAUGCCUCAUAUGGAGAAAAUUCCGAUAGACUAAAUGCAAUGGCACUCUGUAGAGGAGACUUUCAGCUUGAUAAAUGUCGUAGUUGUAUCACUAACGCUACGGAUGCCCUCUUACAACUCUGUCCUUACCAAAAACAGGCGAUCUAUUGGGCUGCGGUUGGUAAUUGCAUGGUACGCUACUCCAAUGAAUCAAUAUUUGGAAAACUUGCAACUGACCCCCGCAAAGCGUGGCUUGUAACAUCCGACGCCCCAAGUCGGCAAGAGUUCAACAGGGAUUUGAGAACAUUGUUGGAUAAUCUCCGCAGCCAGGCUGCUUAUGGUGGCGCUGGCAAGAAGUUUGCUGCUGCCAACACGACUGCUCCCGAUCUUUUGACACUUUAUGGACUAGUACAGUGCACUCCUGAUUUAAGCUCAGAUGAUUGUAGUGAUUGCUUAAUCCAGGUUGCUGAGAUUAUACCACAAUGUUGUAAUGGGAAACUAGGAUUCGGAGUGUAUUGCCCCAGCUGCCUUCUUCGCUACGAAACCUAUUUGUUUUAUAAUGAUACUUCUCUGCCGGCACCACCACCACCACCAAUGUCACUACCAACACCACCACUACCGGCACCACCGGGAAAGGACAAAAAUACAACUCAAACUAUCAUUAAUGUUAUUGUUCCAAUUAUCGUGGGUCUAAUAGUUGCUCUUUGCAUUGGUUUCUUCCUAAGGUUUAGACAAAAUCAUAAACCGAGGGCAAAACUUGAAACUCGCGAUGAAAUUAGUUCUGUUGAAUCCGUGUACUAUGAAUUCGGUAUAAUUAGAGCAGCAACAGAUAAUUUCUCCAAUGCUAACGUGCUCGGGCAAGGUGGAUUUGGCAUUGUUUACAAGGCUUGGAAAAAUUGGCACGAAGGAAUGAUAACAAAUGUAAUAGAUCCCGCGUUGAGGACUUCUUCACGAUCCUUUCAUGACAUUAUGCGAUGCAUUCAUAUUGGUUUGCUAUGUGUUCAAGAAGAUGCAGCUGACAGACCUACAAUGGCGUCAAUAGUUCUCAUGCUCACUAGUUUUUCUAUAACUCUACCAAUACCUUCACAGCCUGCUUUUUUUGUGUCUAGUUGCUUUGAUCCAAAAAUUUCUCUUCUUCGCGACCUCAAAUCAAUACCAUCAGAGACCAAAGAAUCGUCAUACAGAAGGUCAUCUAAUUCUGCUUGUUUGUCAAUAAAUGAUGCUACAAUGAGUGAGUUAUAUCCGCGGUAA